Capsicum annuum is the source of this 760-nucleotide messenger RNA. RefSeq names its product auxin-induced protein 15A-like. NCBI's taxonomy places the organism in Eukaryota, Viridiplantae, Streptophyta, Magnoliopsida, Solanales, Solanaceae. The transcript has a single exon. Bases 257 to 556 code for a protein of 99 amino acids. The record is from RefSeq and is a predicted model, not a curated record. Gene Ontology annotation, biological process: response to auxin.
AAUAGAAUUCAAAUCCCUAUAUAUAUAUACAUAGUUGAACUUAUUUGUACUCACCAAUCAUAUCCAAACAUUAAACAAGCUUAGUUUCUUCUUCUCCUCCUCCUUUCAAGUAUAGCACUAUAUUAAUCACUCGAAAUAGUCAUACGUGAAACACAUACCAGUCUACCCAAAAAAAAAAAAAAACAAAAAAACCUUGAAAUAUCAGUCAUAUAUAUAAGGUUUUUCUUUUCCUUCUCAAGAAAAUUAAGUUGAUGAUAUGGGGAUAUGUAUAAGGGCAAUGAUUCGACAAGCUAAGGAUAAUGUAUUUGUACGAACAAAAGAAGAGGUACCAAAAGGACAUAUAGCGGUGUAUGUGGGAGAGAGGUAUUACAAGAAACAUAGGAAGUUUGUUGUUCCAAUAUCAUAUUUGGAACAUCCAUUAUUUCAAGAAUUGUUGAGGAAAGCAGAGGAUGAAUAUGGAUUUGAUCAUCCAAUGGGUGGUCUUACUAUUCCAUGUACUGAAACUACAUUCCUCAGUAUUACUUCUCAUUUGAAUCUCAUUACUAGAUGUCAAUAAUAUUAUUCAACAAUCAAGAAUGUACAUGCAGAGGAGAGGAGGAGGACAUAUCGGGCCAGUACUUCAAGAUUAUUUUUUUGUGUUCUUAUCAUUGAAUUCAUCGUACUUUUAAAAUUAUCGUGAGUUCAGAAUUUAUUAUUGUGUUUAGUGAAUUGUUAUACAUAUAUACACACAUUUAAGUUCAAUGUCAAAAUAACAAGUUCA